Molecule: messenger RNA, 501 nt
Organism: Eimeria mitis
Lineage: Eukaryota; Apicomplexa; Conoidasida; Eucoccidiorida; Eimeriidae
Exons: 2
Coding region: 1-501 (166 amino acids)
Source: RefSeq, a predicted model, not a curated record
AUGGGCCAUAUGGGCCUUCUGUGCCUCCGGUGGCGCCACCAGGCAUUCCAUACCCUCUCCAGCCUAGAGCGGAUUCUGGCGGAAUCGGAUGCCCCAGGGGAUGGUCACGACGUAGAGAAGAGGUUCGUUGAGGAGGCUGCCCUGGACGAGGUCUCGGCAGGGUCGCUGAAGAAGUGUCUCGCCCUGGUUGUGUAUAGGUCGAUUCGAGGCUCCAUGUCCCGGCGUGUAAUGGGUGGGUCUCUCCCUGAAGUCCGUCCGCUCCUCGUUCUGUGCCCGGAUAUGGGCCUUGCGGGCCUCCGGUGGCGCCACCAGGCAUUCCAUACCCCCCCCAGCCUCGAGCGGAGCCUUGCGGAGCCGACUGCCUCAUGGGACGCUGACGAUCUAGGGAAGAGAAUGGAUGAGAAGGCGGCCUUGCAGGAUGUCUCGGCACAGUUCCUGAGGGAGCUUCGGUUUGUGUUCCUUGUUCUCUUUGCCUCGGAGCGGCACCUGAAGAGACGCUAG